Acanthopagrus latus (yellowfin seabream) is the source of this 1867-nucleotide messenger RNA. RefSeq names its product NEDD4 binding protein 2-like 2 (gene n4bp2l2). Gene Ontology annotation, cellular component: nucleus. Gene Ontology annotation, biological process: negative regulation of transcription by RNA polymerase II. The transcript is spliced from 6 exons. The record is from RefSeq and is a predicted model, not a curated record. The coding region runs from base 148 to 1611 and encodes 487 amino acids. Gene Ontology annotation, molecular function: transcription corepressor activity. Lineage: Eukaryota; Metazoa; Chordata; Actinopteri; Spariformes; Sparidae.
CUACUAAGGAGACGAAGAAGAAGAAGAGGCAUGUCGUCACUUCCGUAAACACAUGAAACUGGCAGAUUGGAGAUUGUGAACCGCGUGUUUUAUUCAUUUUUUUUAUUAAUAUUUCUAUCAUUAAGUUAUGUGUCCUGAUUGUUUACGAUGUCUCAUACUAAAUCCUCUCAAGGCAUAAAAAAUUCUGGUGCGGGUGUGACUGAAACAACAGAGGAUGACUCUGCCGGUGGGAAAACUACAUUUAUGAGUGCUGAGCUAAAUGUGAGGCGGCGUGUGUCGAAAGAGGUGGGACUCACCAGCUACACCUUCAUCGGUCCAGCAUUUCCUCCACCAACAACCAAAGUCAAGUCUGACAUUGAAGACACACUGAGUGAGUUUUAUAAAGAGCUUGAGAAGAUCGACACACCCGAUGCAGCUAUUCCUCAACCACCAGUACCUCUCAAAAUACCUACCAGCAAAGAAAAGAUAUCUCAGGAUGUAAGCGAGGCAAAUAUCGUUCAGUCUGUAGAGACAGAUGGCUUCCAGAGAAGCAGCGGGCAGAGACAGCCAUCCAGGCAACACUGGUAUCAAAAUGAGCCAUACACCCCCAGACGACCGAGGCCAGGCAUGGACCAGAGCUCUGGCAGAGCUGCUCCUACUCAGAAUCAGUGGCAUCAUCCUCAAACACUGAACAGACCGCCAAACCCAAGAUUUCAAAGACCACCAUUCCUCCCUCCACCGCCCCCACCUGCAUUCCCAAAUCCACAAAACCUACCGUCACACGGGAAUCACAACUGGAGUGGUUCAAGCUUGACAAACCAGUAUCAAGAGGAGUCGCACUUUCCAACAUUUCCAAACUUCCCACCUCCGAAUGUAUGCAGUCGCCCCCCUCCAGACUUUCAUAGAGAUUCUCCAUACCACUUUGACAAAGAUGAGCGGGUUCGCACCUACGAUGCACACUCGGAUAGUGAAAAUCUUGGAUGGUCGAGAGACAGAAAAGAUGAACAGCGUCAGUCGGGUGAAGAUUACGACAGGCACCAGAGAUAUGACCCAGAAAAUGCGCAGUGGGAAAAUCACUGCCAGCGACCUGAUAACCAUGAUGUAAACCAUUCUUCACUGGUGCUGAUCUUGAUGAGGGGGUUACCAGGAUCUGGGAAAUCAACACUGGCCAGGGAGCUGCUCUCCACUGGUCCCAGUGGGCUAAUACUGAGCACAGACGACUACUUUGCUUACAGAGAUGGUUACCGCUAUGAAGUAGGUCUUCUGGGAGCGGCACAUGAAUGGAACCAGAGCAGAGCUAAAGAUGCGAUGCACGACGGCCGAUCUCCCAUUAUUAUUGAUAAUACAAACCUCCAAGCCUGGGAAAUGAAGCCGUAUGUCAAAAUGGCGUUGGAGAAAGGAUACAAAGUGGACUUUUGUGAGCCGGACACCAGCUGGAAGUUUGAUCCUUAUGAGCUCGAGAAGAGGAACAAGCAUGGCGUGCCGUUGGAGAAGAUCGCACAUAUGAUGGAUCAUUUUUCGUUUCCCAUAUCCAUCGACAUCGUCAUGACUUCACAGGAGCCACAUCACGUGAACCAGAGACGUCGACCGGAGCAGCCGCAGAUGAGGCGGAAUAACCAAGACUUUCAUUAGAUUUUUACAGAGUCAGCCAAGUGAUCUGCCUCGAAGAACAUUUUUGUAAUGGUGUAAAUAUUGUUAGCAGCUGUUUCUACAUGAUUUUUAAUAUAUUUUGUAAAGUGUAAAUUAAUACAAUGAGAGGAGAAAUGUAUUUUUCUGAUUUUUUUCUGAAUUUUUUUCUGAGGAUUUUCGUGUUAAAGACAUUUCUGCUAGGAAACGAAGUCUGCACUAUUUUUGCAUUUUGUAUUAAAUUGCUGAGAUUUCAAACUUG